UUUCAAAUCUUUCAGGUUUUUACCUACUUACCUUAAAGGUUCCCACAAUCAUGUCCUUAGUCACUGACAUUCUCCCUUCUGCUGGGAAACUAACAAAAGAAGAUUUGGACACUAAGCUGAAACUUGCUGAAGAGGUCAUUGAGAGAGUGCAAAAGAAAUUAACUGAAAAACUGAGGGAAGAGUAUGUCAAUUUCCAUCCAACAGUUUCAGAAGCAGUACAGCUUCAGACAUCAAUGGUACUUCUCACCAAGAGUGUACAUGAAAUGGAGUCAUCCUUGCAACAUGAGGUGAAAGAGGAAGUACGAGCUUCAUGUGAGCAGGUGAAGACCAUUCGUGAUAGACUGGAAGAGAUCAAGUAUUCUCUGGAUAUUCUGGAAAAUUUGAACAUAAUUGAUGGCAAUCUACAGAAGCUAGCAAAACCAGGAGAUUCUAUGGGGCAGGGAGUGACUUUUCUUCUUGUAGCUCAAGCUGCAUUGGACCGACUGCAGGAAAACUAUGGCAAUGAACUGCAGAUCCUGUGUGCCUUACAUGAGACUUUGGAAGAGUUCAAAUACAGACUUAUAUAUAAACUGGAAGAAAAUUGGUGCAACAUGAUUCAAUGGAACUGUGAUAAAGAAAGAGUACAACUCACUCUCACACUAGAAGAUAAGACACAACUCAUACAAGAAAUGCAUCAGGCAGAUGUCCUCAAAUCCAAUCUGAAAUUCUUUGCAAAGAAAGUGGAAGAUGACAUUAUCGCACGUGUAGUGAAGGAGCCCACUACUGUCACAAUAACUAUGAAGGAUGAUGCUAAGUUAGAGGUGAAGAAUUCUGCAACAGAUAUUCCAAUUGCUGAUGUUUUCUCCAAUGUUGAAAGAGUACUGACUUUCCUUCAUGAUAACUUGCUCAACCAAUCCAUUGGAGAAAAUUCAGUAUCUGCCAUGGAGAUAUUUGGUUCUUUGAUUGCUAAGAGUGUCUGUGAACUCUUAAUCAAAGAAUGCCUUGUUCCUGCCAUCCCCACUUCUCCAGACAAGUUAGAUGAGUAUAAGCAAGCCAUUGCUGUGUUGCAUAGCUUUCAAGAUUCGCUCAAGAAGCUAGGGUUCCUUCAGAGUGGUGCUUCCUUGGAGGAGUAUGCACAGAAGGUGGAUUCUAUAUUUGCCCAGAAAAGAUGUCAGGACAUACUUCAGGAAGCUAGAUCCAUCAUGAAGAAAGACCUGCAUAUCACUGUCAAAAUGGAACCUGCACCAAAAGAUGAUCAACCAUCCAUCUUGGCCUUUCCUGAAUGUCAAAUCAGUGCCUCCAUGCUGGAACUGAUGAACUUUGUCAGAAGUAUACUUGAUGAAGUCAGUAAUUCAACGGAUCCUCGUUAUGCUGGACAUCUGCUGUAUGCAACUCGCAAAGUUUUUGACCUCUACCUUGCAGUGACACCAGUGUUUCACAAGGACCACCUUGAAACUUUACCUCAGAUUGCAGCCAUUUGUCACAACAAUUGUAUGUACUUGGCCCAUUGUCUCCUGAGCCUUGGUCUGGAAUAUGAAUCUCGGGUCCCACACGAGAUAAAAACAGAUGCUGUCACAUUCAUAGACUAUGUUUAUGUAAUGCAGCAAAUGGGAUCUCAAGUAUUCCUCAAUCAAAUGAAAACUCAGAGGCAGCAGCUUUUUGACAUCCUUCGGCAACAUGGAGGAUUCACCCAACUGACUCAAGAUGCCACUAUUGAGCCAGAUGUGCAAAAGAGCAUGAAACAGUGUCUCCACUUAUUGUCCAAGUUGGGAAAUGUUUGGCAAGAAGUGUUGCCAUGCAAUGUCUAUCAUUCAUCCAUAGGGACAUUGUUGAACUCUGUGGUGGAGGAGGUAUUGAGUCAAGUGAUGAGUCAGGAGGAUAUACCAGCCAGCUCAUCCACUCAUAUUGUUGCCAUUCUCUUAAUGUUAAUUGACAACAGUCCCAGGCUUUUCCAGAUGGAGGGAGAAGAAAGCAUGGCAAAUGCCCAGGGUCUCCUACUCAAGAAUGUGUCUCUGUGGCCUCGUUUUAAGGAGGCACUUGUGAUCCUGGAAUCAGAUUUGGCCACCAUUGUGGAACGGUGGGCUCAAGGAAAAGGUCCACUGGCUGAUUGGUUCACUCCAGAUGAAGUCAAACGCCUCAUACGUGCUCUAUUUCAGAAUAAUGAUCGCAGAGCUGCUGCUCUGGCCAAGAUAUCAAAACAAAAUGCGUGAUUUCCCUCGGUAGCCCUUAAUAAACCCAUGCUUCGCAGC
Messenger RNA from Darwinula stevensoni, 2228 nucleotides. NCBI's taxonomy places the organism in Eukaryota, Metazoa, Arthropoda, Ostracoda, Podocopida, Darwinulidae. The record is from the annotation of a GenBank genome assembly.